This is a messenger RNA of Necator americanus (New World hookworm), 369 nucleotides long. RefSeq lists its product as uncharacterized. Bases 1 to 369 code for a protein of 122 amino acids. The transcript has a single exon. NCBI's taxonomy places the organism in Eukaryota, Metazoa, Nematoda, Chromadorea, Rhabditida, Ancylostomatidae. Gene Ontology annotation, molecular function: nucleic acid binding. The record is from RefSeq and is a predicted model, not a curated record.
AUGCCAGAUCCUUUCGUGAAAGGUGAAAUCCAUGAGAAAAAGGUCAUACUGAGCGUCUGGUGGGGAGUUCAUGGAAUCUACUGUUUCGAAUUGCUGCCAGACAACACGACAGUUUCUGCCGAGGUCUACUGCGCUCAACUGCAAAGACUGGUCGACAAGAUCUGCAAGGAGCACACGAAGCUCGACAACGUUCGUCUGCUGCACGAUAACGCGCCCCCUCACAUCGCGAAGAAGACUUCCCAGAAAAUUCUGGAGCUCGGAUGGGAAGUUCUACCGCACCCACAGUGCAGUGUACAGUCCGGACCUGGCCCCGAACGACUACCACCUCUUCCGAUCGCUUCAGCAUCACCUGGAAGAGAAGCGCUAUGA